This is a messenger RNA of Clarias gariepinus (North African catfish), 3775 nucleotides long. RefSeq names its product dual specificity tyrosine phosphorylation regulated kinase 3 (gene dyrk3). NCBI's taxonomy places the organism in Eukaryota, Metazoa, Chordata, Actinopteri, Siluriformes, Clariidae. Gene Ontology annotation, cellular component: nucleus. The coding region runs from base 939 to 2687 and encodes 582 amino acids. Gene Ontology annotation, biological process: peptidyl-serine phosphorylation; cytoplasmic stress granule disassembly; peptidyl-threonine phosphorylation. Gene Ontology annotation, molecular function: protein serine/threonine/tyrosine kinase activity; ATP binding; protein serine/threonine kinase activity. The record is from RefSeq and is a predicted model, not a curated record. The transcript has 3 exons.
UCUAAAGCAAGAAGAAGACGCGCUUAGCAACAAGCUAAGAAAGCACAUCUAUCCGUGAACUCGGAUUAAAGUCGCGCUCAGAGACACGCCGAGGGGGUCGACACGUUUCCGAAGACGGAGCCGCUUCACGAGUUGACAUUUUGGGGACAGAAAAAAUAAAUAAACAUGUCGUGAGCUCCUACAAGUCAGAGGCGAAUAUUUUAGCGAGACGUUAGCUAGCCUGGAGGAGAGCUAGCGUGUGUGUGUGUUGAAAAAAAAGAAGGAAAGAAAGAGCGAAGUAUCUGGGUAGCAAUCGACAACAAUUUUCACACUUUCGAUCAUUUUCUCCCCUGGGAUUGGGAUGGUGCUUUUGAUCGACGGAAGUACUCAUGGUGUGAAAGGGUUGAAGACGGAGCAGAGGGGACAUCUCUGUAGGAUCUGGACUGGUUCAGGGAGCGGCGCUCAUCUACUGGAUGUGUGUUUUUGUUCUGCAGCAAGCUGACUGUUUUCUUUAAUCCCGCGGGAUUUCCUCUCUUAACAAAUCGAAAAAAUAAAGCAUUUACAGAAGAACGACUUAAGUCGAUAGAUUUUUUUUAAUGAUUGUUUUUAGCAUUUUCCUCCUCACCAGCUCACUGCAUUUGGAUCCUGGACUGCACUGGUUUAUCUUACAGGAUUUGGCCUGUAAACACUCCUAACACUGUGCAACACACCAGACUGGGAUUUAAAGGAAACUGGGAAUGAAAUGUUCCUGCAUCAGUUGUGCUUGAGUUCAAAUCUAACUGAAUAUUCAACAGGAGACUUUUUCUAGACAUGACCUGAAGCUGAAGUGAAGUUAACCCAGUUCAUCCAGUCUUUUCUUUGUAUUUUGCUCACAUCCCAUCACAAAGGAACUAUUGCAAAGACAAACAAACACAAAAAGAGAAAAUAUUUCAUGUUGACCACAAUAAUACUCCGGAAGCAUGAUGAUCCUGAGCAGAAAACCAGAUGGUCCGGUCACAGCAGCUCGACACGGAGACGGUCUGUAUGACUCUUACAUGCGCACGGACCACAUCGUGAAUGAAGAAGCUGACCUGAACGGACAGAGCCCCGGCGCCCUGCCCCCAUUGCACAAACACACAGCUGUAAACAAGCCAAUGAUGAAGGAUCAUCUUGGGGUUCGAGGAGGUCAGAUAAAGAUGAAGUAUCUAUAUGAGGAUUCGUACAGCCACAAGUCUAGUGGUGUAAGCCACCACAACGGUACCAGCCACACCCCUGCCAAGCCCCACUCUGUCCUCUCCAAAGAGCGGAGCACGGACAGCAACAGUUCAGCCAAAUCCUCUGAAAGCUCCAUGAAGCCAGCCAAGCCGGGGGGUCCACUAAGCCCAGACCAGGCAGUGAAGCAGUAUAGGCAACAGUUGAGUGCACUAGAACAACAGGAGAUCCUUAAUUAUCCUGAGAUUUAUUUUGUGGGACCAAAUGCCAAGAAGAGACAAGCAGUUGCAGGAGGCUCUAACAACUCUGGAUAUGAUGAUGACCAGGGAGGAUAUAUCCACGUGCCACACGACCAUAUUGCCUAUCGUUAUGAAUUCCUAAAGGUAAUCGGUAAAGGAAGCUUCGGCCAAGUGGCGAAAGUCUACGACCAUAAGUUACAUCAGCAUCUCGCCCUAAAGAUGGUGCGCAAUGAGAAACGCUUCCACCGGCAAGCAGCAGAGGAGAUCCGAAUUCUCGAGCACCUGAAAAAGCAAGACAAGACAGGUAGCAUGAAUGUAGUCCAUAUGCAAGAGAACUUUACCUUCCGCAAUCAUAUCUGCAUGUCCUUUGAGCUGCUUAGCAUGAAUCUCUAUGAACUCAUCAAGCGCAAUAAAUUCCAGGGCUUCAGCCUGCCUUUGGUACGCAAGUUCGCCCACUCCAUCUUGCAGUGUCUGGAGGCUCUGCACCGCCAAAAGAUUAUCCACUGUGACCUAAAACCAGAGAACAUUCUCCUCAAGCAGCAGGGUCGGAGUGGUAUCAAGGUCAUCGACUUCGGUUCCAGCUGCUUUGACCACCAGCGCGUCUAUACCUAUAUUCAAUCCAGAUUUUACCGAGCGCCUGAGGUCAUCCUUGGCUCACGCUACGGCAUGCCCAUAGACAUGUGGAGCUUCGGCUGCAUUCUUGCUGAGCUCCUGACAGGAUACCCUCUCUUUCCUGGUGAGGAUGAGGGUGACCAGUUGGCCUGCAUGAUGGAGCUUCUUGGAAUGCCGCCUCAAAAGCUUCUUGAGCAGGCCAAGCGUGCCAAGAACUUCAUUAACUCCAAGGGGCAUCCGCGUUACUGCACCGUCACCACACUCAGCAAUGGCGCCUUGGUGCUUAACGGGAGUCGCUCCCGGCGAGGCAAGAUGCGGGGUCCUCCGGGCAGCAAGGAAUGGGUGACGGCACUUAAGGGCUGUGAUGACCCCACCUUUAUUGACUUUCUGAAGAAGUGUCUGGACUGGGAACCCAGUUCGCGCAUGACGCCGGUUUUGGCCUUGCGACACCCCUGGUUGUACAAGAGACUACCCAAGCCUGUGCCUGGUGGAGAAAAGACCUUGGUAGCUAAGCGGAUUACCGAGCAUGGCACUACCUUCCCCAGCAUCGUCCCUAAGGUUCCUCCUGUGAUGGGCCCAACCAAUAACAAACUGAGGACCAACAUGAUCGGGGACUCUGGUGGGAAUAUAGCGUUGCGUACAGUGCUACCAAAGCUCGUUUCAUAGAGCUAAUCACCUAUUCAGGGAUAAAGACUAUAAUGUAGCAGAAUUUUUUUAGCGUCGGAUUUAAUUUGUUUUUGUUUUCUUUUUUAAAUAACGUGUGGCAAUACUCAGUGUUUUGACUUUGUUUUUUUAAAUAACGAAGUGCAAAAAUACACAUUUUUAUAUGGCAGUUGAAAAGUAGUUUUUGUUUUUUUGAAAUGGCCUUUGAAAGGGCAUUCAGAAAUGUACUAAUUCAGUUUUGUUUUUACACUUUUGUCAGGAAUGGAAUGCUACUCAUGUGCACAAGUGGGUGAAAAUAUUAUACUGUACCCUUAAGGGUUUUUACACUAUUGCUAAUAAGACAAACUGUUUUUCUAAGGGCUGCCUUUUAAAUCUAUACUGUUAAGAAAAAUACUGGGUGUUUUUUUUUUUUUAUUAUCCUAAAAUCUGAUCGAAACUUGUUAGAUAGAUGUACAGGAACUAUCCUCACUGCGUUGUUCCAGCAAACACAAUACAUGUAAUAAUUUUACUUCAAGGAUUGUUACAGUCAAUUUUGGGUUUCGAUUUUCGUUUCUCUCUGCUCAGAAUUGUGACACUAGAGCGUGAGUCAUGUGGGAAGUUCUGUCCUCCUCAUGUGCUCAUUUAGGCCAAAACACUGUGCAUUUCUAGAAUGAACCAGACUCUAGUGUUUCUCUAGUAGGGAGAUUUUAAUUUCCUUUUUUUCUUCCCAUCAUCUUCCAAGAAGCUGUUGCAAAAGAGAGCUUAGAUGCCCUAAAGUCAGGUAAUAAUAAUAAUUAAAAAGUUAGGUUGUAUUGGGAACAGCAAAGUGCACCAGGUGUGUUAAGGUGUGUUUUUCUGUUGUUUGUUGGUAGGGUUUUUUUAUUUUGGCUUGCAGAAAAUUCAGUUGGUUUUUGAAAGCUGUCAGUCAGGUUAUGCGUGAAAGAAAAAAAGCAAGAUGACAAGUGGGCCUGUGUGAAUGCACUCGGGAUGUUGUGCUUGUGCUUUCAAGCUGUGAUUGUGAGCUAGGUGUUCCUGGCCAUGUUAUCUCUUAAUUAUAUAUAUUGCUGGAUCUAGAUUAAGAAUAAACCAAUCAGGGAGGCUCUGUACAUCUU